Messenger RNA from Rotaria socialis, 564 nucleotides. Lineage: Eukaryota; Metazoa; Rotifera; Eurotatoria; Philodinida; Philodinidae. The record is from the annotation of a GenBank genome assembly.
AUGAAUUUGAAUGUAUCAAAAAGCACUAUCAGUCGUAUUGCUAAUGAAGUUGGAAAGCAACGGCAAUUGUGCUUAUUGAAUAGUGAAAAACCAAAGUUUCAUCGUCGUCGUCACACAGCAACACCUUCCAUAGUUCGUCGUAUUACAUCAUACAUUAAUCAAGAAAAUUCCCAAACCGUUUCUUUAAUGGCUGCAAGGUCAGUACAUCGAUUUUAUCCAGCUAUUACUGAAAAGAGACCAUCUCGAGCUUGGCGUAUGUACCGACGAUUAUCAAAUGAAAAGAAUAAGAAUUAUCUAACUACUGAUGAAGCAUGGUUUUAUCUCGAUGCGAGUCAAGGUACAAGAGAUAUAUACUAUGUUAGAAGUAAUCAACUACCAGCAGAAAUAAAAAAAAUUGAACAGAACGAUUUACAUCCUGUAGCUGUAAUGCUUUGGGCUGGUGUCAGUUCACAUGGAAAAACUCAAAAAACUAUACGUACCAAUAAUCGUAUAAAUCACGAUCUAACUGAUGUUCCUUCACAUAACUAUCCACGGUCUAUAGCCAAAAGUCAUCAUUGGACUUAA